AUGAUCGACAAAAUAGCUGGUAUCGCUGGAAUGAGAAAUCUUAAAAUUUUGUCUGUAGGGAGGAACUAUAUAAAAAAUUUAGCAGGAAUCGAAACGGUCGCGGAUACAUUAGAAGAAUUGUGGAUAAGUUACAACCCCAUCGAUAAAUUAAAAGGUAUAGGAGCGUUAAAAAACUUACGCGUGUUGUAUAUUUCGAACAACAACAUUAAGGAGUGGGUGGAAUUCAAUAGAUUGCAGUGCCCUCCCCCUCUGUCCGCUCCUAAGACCGCUCGUAUCAGCUCCACGGCUGUAAUAGCUGAUUUUCUAGCUCACGAGGCUGGCCGCAAACGACCGCGCUUACGCCACUCAAAGGCGGAGAAAAUGGUU
Molecule: messenger RNA, 366 nt
Organism: Iphiclides podalirius (scarce swallowtail)
Lineage: Eukaryota; Metazoa; Arthropoda; Insecta; Lepidoptera; Papilionidae
Source: the annotation of a GenBank genome assembly